AUGCAUUUUCUGCGAGUUUUGCACGUUCUUUUAUUUUUUAUAGAGAAAACAGCGGCUGGCCCACCGAGCGACAUCAAAUGGGACAUCUCACACUGCGUCGACGAAGUCAUCAGCCCAGGAGUCGGCGAGGAGCAACACUCAAAAGUGAUUGUUUCCCGCUACUACCCCUCGCCCAUGGGAAACAAUUGGGAGUGCGAGUACAAGAUCCAAAAUCCAGACACCCAAAUGAAGAUCAUGGUUGAGUUCUUAUUUUUUGACCUUGCACGAUGCGAUUUGCAGAAUGUUACGAUUGUUGACUGGAAAACUAAAAAUGCGGUUGGUCCAUUGUGUGGAACUGACACACCGCAGCGUUAUCUCUCGGAGUCCAGUCGGAUCCACAUUUUCGUCAAGUCCGGUCAAAUUCCAGAUGGCGUCCGCCACAUUGGAUUCAUGCUCAAGGUGACAAGAACGCCUCCAGGAUUUGAGGAGGAGUUUCAAAGAUUACUGAGGCAAGAAUCAGGACAGCCAGAAUAUCCUGAUUAUAUGGCAGGGUUAGGAAGGCCUUUGGGUCGUCUUCAAAAUCCGAUGCCGGGAAUGCGAAUGCCUGGAAUGGGAAAUGGUAUGGUCGCUCCCUUUCCGGGUAUGAUGGGAAUGAUGCCGAAUAUGAACUUAGGACGCCCAAAUCUGCCAAUGGGAAACAUGCGAAAUAUGAACAUGGGUUUUCGUCCUCGACAGCAAGUUCCCUCAUCCCUUCCCAAAUCACCGUUGAUUCCAACAGCUUCGAGAAACCCAGGCUAUUCUGAUGGACCGCCGCAUUUAUCUGCGGCUUAUGGCCCAGAACGUCCAUCUAUGAACGCUCCUACUUCUUUUUCAAAUGCCGCUGUAGAGGCAAUAAGCAGACGAAAUCAAGGAUCUACAGCUGAUUUGCCUGAGCCUGUCAUAACAAAGCGGCCCCAAAUGAAUGGUCGCAUGCGCAACGGUCAACAACGCCAGCAAAAGGGAAGACCGCGAGGACAGAACGGGAGACAACAACGACCAAUGCCUGUGACUCCGCAGAGGGGCAUGCUUAUUCCACCGCCAAUUAGAAUGAAAUCGAACAAUCAACAACAGAUAGAGGCGACACCUCAGAUCCCGGAUUUUGCUAUUCCGCCGACGAAAGCAACUAGAAUAGAGCCCGCUGAAGAGGGACUCAGCUCGGAGAUCAUCUCACUUGUUUGCGUUGGCAUCGUGCUCAUAUCCAUCAUAGCUGUCGCAAUAACUUGCAAACUACGUGCCGUAGAGCGAAAAAAGAAAGAAGAAUAUAAAACCCGUGAAAAAGUAACAGCCGCGCGCAACUACGAAAAGAAUAAAAACAAGACGAACAAGUUCAAGAACUGA
Messenger RNA from Oikopleura dioica, 1356 nucleotides. The record is from the annotation of a GenBank genome assembly. NCBI's taxonomy places the organism in Eukaryota, Metazoa, Chordata, Appendicularia, Copelata, Oikopleuridae.